Messenger RNA from Penicillium digitatum Pd1, 1026 nucleotides. RefSeq names its product Phosphatidylethanolamine-binding protein PEBP. The record is from RefSeq and is a predicted model, not a curated record. NCBI's taxonomy places the organism in Eukaryota, Fungi, Ascomycota, Eurotiomycetes, Eurotiales, Aspergillaceae.
AUGUCUGCGUCUGUCUUCCUUCUUGGUCCCGGCUUCAUCGGCGGAGAGAUCAUAGACCUCCUUCUCAUAUCAAAGUAUAAAGUAACAACUCUUGUUCGCCGCGAAUCAGCUGUUGCAGAUUACGCCAAUUUGGGGGUUGAAACAGUGGUUGGUAGCCUGGAUGACGCAUCAGUAAUCACGGAUCAGGUCGCAGUUAGUGACAUUGUCUUCCACACUGCAACCGCAGACCACCUGCCAUCUGUCCAAGCAAUUAUCGAUGGCAUCAGACAGCGAGCGACGCAAGGGCUGAGAACAGUUUACAUCCACAAUAGUGGGGCAACCUUGCUCUCCGACAAUGCCCAAGGAGAGUAUAAAAGCGGUACUAUCUUUGACGAUGAAAAGCCCGGAGAGAUUGACGCCGUCCCUGAUUCCGCAUUUCAUCGCCAUAUCAACUUGGUAAUCAUCCGAGCAAGCCAAGAACUAGCCUCCCACGCCAAGAUCGCCAUCAUGAUUCCACCCCUUAUCUACGGCGUGACCACCAGGGAGAACCGCUUGUCGAUUCAACUGCCGACGCUCAUCCGGUACUCCAUCAAACAUGGCUAUGUGGGUCAGAUCGGAAGUGGUCUCGCAGUAUGGAAUCAGAUCCAUGUCAGAGACCUUGCCAGGGGAUACAUGGUUCUCCUUCAUUCGAUGGAGCGUGCACCUGUCGCUGAGAUUGCAAUGAAUCCGUAUUUCUUUUGUGAGAAUGGCCAAGAGUUAGCUUGGGGUGAAUGUGCUGCUGAGAUUGGCCGUACACUGAAGCAGACAGGGCGUGUGGGUCAAUCUACGCCGAAGCCCAUUCCGAAGGAACACUGGGGUGAUUUGUUCGGAGAUUUUUCUGGGAUUGUGGUCGGAUCUAAUGCACGAAAUAGGGCCAAUCGACUUCGGAAAUUGGGCUGGGCACCCUUGGAGAAAGACACUUUUGCUUCCGUGGUCGAAGAUGAGAUCCCAAUCAUUGAGAAGGAAACUGGGGAGUUCACAGGAUACGCGAGCGUCAUUGCGUCGUAG